Molecule: messenger RNA, 369 nt
Organism: Rhizophagus irregularis DAOM 181602=DAOM 197198
Lineage: Eukaryota; Fungi; Glomeromycota; Glomeromycetes; Glomerales; Glomeraceae
Source: RefSeq, a predicted model, not a curated record
AUGCUGGCCAAAUUUACAAAAACGGACAUAAAUGUCCGUUUUUAUAAUUCCGGCCAAAUUUAUAUCCGUUUUUAUAAUUCUGGCCAAAUUUGCAAACGGACAUUUUAUAAUUCCGGCCAAAUUUUGCUGGGCGAAAUUAUCUUAAUUCCGGCCAAAUUAAUGUGUAACCUUGAAAAAAAUUUUGCCUUUUUUAUAGUUACAAGAUGGUUCUUUCAGGUUUUUUUGGAGGUUACAUUCUGUUUUUCGGAUUUCUCUAGAUAUUGGAUUUUGUUCGUUUUAUGUUUUUUAGGGCGUUCUCCCAAAUCUUUGGAUAUGAAAUUUUGGUUUUGGCGAUUCUUUCUGGAAAUGGAGGUGGCUAUUAAAGAUUAA